This is a messenger RNA of Brugia malayi, 417 nucleotides long. RefSeq lists its product as uncharacterized. The transcript is spliced from 3 exons. Gene Ontology annotation, molecular function: mRNA binding. The coding region runs from base 1 to 417 and encodes 138 amino acids. The record is from RefSeq and is a predicted model, not a curated record. Lineage: Eukaryota; Metazoa; Nematoda; Chromadorea; Rhabditida; Onchocercidae. Gene Ontology annotation, cellular component: ribonucleoprotein complex; cytoplasm; nucleus.
AUGGCAUUGGCUAAUCGUGGACGAAAUCAGAAAUUACCACCGGAAGUAAAUCGAAUUCUCUAUGUUAAGAAUUUACCAUAUAAAAUUACCAGCGAAGAAAUGUACGAUAUAUUUGGAAAAUUUGGAGCUGUACGUCAAAUACGAGUAGGCAACACAGCUGAAACACGUGGAACAGCAUUUGUUGUUUAUGAAGAUAUUUUUGAUGCCAAAAAUGCUUGUGAACACUUAUCUGGAUUUAAUGUAUCCAAUCGAUACCUCGUCGUAUUAUAUUAUCAGGCGACAAAAGCUUACCGAAGGAUGGAUACCGAUAAGGCGAAAGAAAGGCUUGAAGAAAUUAAGGAACGAUAUAAUCUAGGUGGUGAUUUAGAAAAGGAAAAGAAAGAUAAGUUAGGCUAUACACCUACACCUCGAAGAUAA